CCGAAAACGUAGGAAAACUAUGCCACAUCGAUCAAGUGAGCGUUGGUUUUUCAUCGCAUUUUUGGCGGCAUGGAACCUUUUAAGUGGUUUCGGGUUCUACGCCUACGUUCUGGAUUGUUAUGUAAAUUAUCCACCCGAGCACCAGCGAAGGCAGUUCAAAUAUCACACUUUUGCCGGAACCAUUGACAGAGAUAUAGUUAUUGGAACUACUGUCGUAAUGCUAUGCCAGAUAGUAUCUUCGAUUCUAUUGUGCUUUGCACUGAAUGAGAAAAAAAGAAUAUGUCUUAUUUACGGAAUUUUCAUGAGCAUGACUUUUCCGUGUGCUUGUCUUCCGGUUUGGCCUUUAGCUGUCACUCAUGUCAGCCUUGUUUUGAUUGUACUGAGUUAUUACUUUGGGUAAUUCGAAAAAAUUGUAAAAAUGGUAAUUUGAAAUUAUAAGUUACUUGCAAACGAUUCAGUUUGGUCCCGAACCUACUUAAUAA
Messenger RNA from Drosophila teissieri, 482 nucleotides. RefSeq lists its product as uncharacterized. The transcript has 4 exons. The record is from RefSeq and is a predicted model, not a curated record. Bases 20 to 400 code for a protein of 126 amino acids. Lineage: Eukaryota; Metazoa; Arthropoda; Insecta; Diptera; Drosophilidae.